Messenger RNA from Onychomys torridus (southern grasshopper mouse), 7546 nucleotides. RefSeq names its product metal regulatory transcription factor 1 (gene Mtf1). Bases 405 to 2432 code for a protein of 675 amino acids. Gene Ontology annotation, molecular function: DNA-binding transcription activator activity, RNA polymerase II-specific; RNA polymerase II cis-regulatory region sequence-specific DNA binding. Gene Ontology annotation, cellular component: nucleus. NCBI's taxonomy places the organism in Eukaryota, Metazoa, Chordata, Mammalia, Rodentia, Cricetidae. Gene Ontology annotation, biological process: positive regulation of transcription by RNA polymerase II; central nervous system development. The transcript is spliced from 11 exons. The record is from RefSeq and is a predicted model, not a curated record.
UGCGCCCUUCCCGCCUCAGCUAAGGGCGCAGCCGGGCUGAGGACACCCCGGGUUCAUGGCUAAUGUCGAGUGCUCUCCCGCGCCAGAGACCGCCGCUCCCUACGGUCAGCUUCCCCAAGCCGCACAGCAGUUCCUGACGCCGCUACCCCGCCCACGGCCCUCCGGCUGGAGGCGCGGUCUCAACCCUGGACAGCAAGAGCCAAUCAGAAGCAGCAGCGGGCGCAGGGACCCGCCGGGCUCUCCUUCCUCCGGAAAGCGGAAGCGGAAGUGACGCCAGGGACAGGUGGGGGCAAUCAUGGUGCCGCUGGGGAGGGGAGAAGCUGCCGCUGCCGCCGUUGCCGGGAGCCGCGGAGAAAGGCCAUUACUUUUCCAUUUCUCACAAUUGGGCUGAGCACAACUGAACCAUGGGGGAACACAGUCCAGACGACAAUAUCAUCUUCUUUAAGGGAGAGGAAGAUGACCUAACCCCGGAUGAUAAGAUGCUCAGGUUUGUGGAUGACAACGGACUGGUGCCUUCCUCAUCUGGAACUGUUUAUGAUAGGACCACUGUUCUUAUAGAGCAGGACCCAGGCACUUUGGAGGAUGAAGAUGACGAUGGACAGUGUGGAGAACACUUGCCUUUUCUUGUGGAAGGUGAAGAGGGCUUCCUGAUAGACCAGGAAGCAAUGUCCCAGGGUUAUGUACAACACAUUAUCUCACCCGAUCAGAUUCAUUUGACUAUAAACCCCGGUUCCACGCCCAUGCCAAGAAACAUCGAAGGUGCAACCCUUACUCUGCAGUCGGAAUGUCCAGAAACAAAGCGGAAAGAAGUAAAGCGGUACCAGUGCACCUUUGAGGGAUGUCCCCGCACCUACAGCACAGCAGGCAACCUACGCACCCACCAGAAGACUCACCGAGGAGAGUAUACCUUCGUCUGUAACCAGGAGGGCUGUGGCAAGGCCUUCCUCACCUCCUACAGCCUCAGGAUCCAUGUGCGAGUGCACACAAAGGAGAAGCCAUUUGAGUGUGAUGUACAGGGCUGUGAAAAGGCAUUCAACACACUGUACAGGUUGAAAGCACAUCAGAGGCUUCACACAGGGAAAACGUUUAACUGUGAAUCUCAAGGCUGCAGCAAGUACUUCACCACACUCAGCGACCUGCGGAAGCACAUUCGAACCCAUACAGGAGAAAAGCCAUUUCGAUGUGAUCACGAUGGCUGUGGAAAAGCAUUUGCAGCUAGCCACCACCUUAAGACUCACGUCCGGACGCACACUGGCGAAAGACCCUUCUUCUGCCCCAGUAACGGCUGUGAGAAGACAUUUAGCACUCAGUACAGUCUCAAAAGUCACAUGAAAGGUCAUGAUAACAAAGGAACAGCAUACAGUGCACUUCCACAACACAAUGGAUCAGAGGAUACAAAUCACUCACUUUAUCUGAGUGAGUUGGGCCUUCUGUCCACGGAUUCUGAAUUGCAAGAAAAUUCCAGUACAACACAGGACCAGGACCUCAGCACAAUUUCACCAGCAAUCAUCUUUGAAUCAAUGUUCCAGAAUUCAGAUGACCCUGCAAUUCAAGAUGAUCCUCUGCAGACCGCUGCCUUGAUUGACAGUUUGAACGGUGACACGGAGUCAGUCAGUGAUGUUCCACCACCUGCAGGAAAUGCAACAUCUUUAUCUCUUCCACUCGUACUGCAGCCUGGUAUCUCCGAGCCACCCCAGCCUCUGCUACCAGCCUCAGCUCCGUCCGCUGCUCCACCUGCUCCCUCCCUAGGGCCUGGUUCCCAGCCAGCUGCAUUUGGCAGCCCUCCUGCGCUCUUACAACCUCCAGAAGUGCCUGCUCCCCACAGCACACAGUUUGCUGCUAAUCAUCAAGAGUUUCUUCCACACCCCCAGGCGCCACCCCAGACCAUCGUACCAGGACUUUCUGUUGUUGCUGGGGCUCCUGCAUCAGCAGCAGCAGUGGCAUCAGGCGUGGCAGCACCAGCCCCACCACAAAGUACUACUGAGCCCCUGCCUGCUAUGGUCCAGACUCUGCCCCUGGGUGCCAACUCUGUCCUAACUAAUAAUCCCACCAUAACCAUCACCCCAUCUCCCAACACGGCAAUCCUGCAGUCCAGCCUAGUCAUGGGAGAGCAGAACUUACAGUGGUUAUUGAAUGGUGCCACCAGUUCCCCACAAAACCAAGAACAAAUUCAGCAAGCAUCGAAAGUCGAGCAGGUGUAUUUCACCACUGCAGUACCAGUAGCCAGUAGCACAGGGAGCUCUGUCCAGCAGAUUGGCCUCAGCGUUCCUGUCAUCAUCAUCAAACAAGAGGAGGCCUGCCAGUGCCAGUGUGCUUGCCGGGACUCUGCAAAGGAGCGGGCAGCCAGCCGGAGAAAAGGCUGUGCCUCCCCACCCCCUCCAGAGCUGAACCCCCAGCCUCCUGACGGGCCCAGCCUUCAGUUACCGCCCUAGACUUCUCCCUCCCUCUGCCCCCCUCAUCCUCCUCCACCGGACCCUCUUCCUGUGAGCAAAGCAGACAGGCUGAGGCUCCUCAGACCCUCUGAAAUGUUAAGUGCCAUGGAUAUGUCAAAGUUCCUGUCCUUUCAGAGCCUGGACACCCGUCUAGUCCAGUUCACAGUGAAGCACUACUGCAGGCGUAGAGAAGACGGGCCUGGCCAGCAGCAUCGCCAGGGGUAGGGCCUGUGUGCGCGCCCCUCCAGGAACAGGGUGAGCAGGAAGUAUCGGGUGUGAUGCUGCCAUCAUGGGGUCAGAAAUUGGAAGGAUGAAGAAAUCUGCCAUCUGAAAGCCUCACCUUUCAGACAUAUUUUCUUUACUCAUAUCCCAGGAACAUCCAUUUUAAGGAACUGAUCUUUGGAGGAAAACAAAGAAAAAGAAAAAAAAAAAAAAGCUAAGUUAUAAGUGAACUGUCUGGCUGCACUGUAUGUCACUUUUGCUUAUUGUUAUGUGAACUUGGAAAUUAAGGUUACUGGUAUGCAUAAAAGUUCUAAAUGAAAGGGUGUGGUUUCCAUCAAUUUGGUCCUGCCCAUCAUUUGCACUGGGGUCACUGUGGAUUGGGCAGGAGAGUUCAGUGUGCUGGUGUUGCUCCUCUGUCUUUUUCAUCUGAGGCAACACACCUGUCUGGAGGGCCAGACCACCGCUUCUGUGGAAGUGGGUAGUGGCAAGGGCAGGUGUGAGUUGUGAGCUAGACAGGGGGGCAUUGUUUGGUUGUUGGCGCUUUGUUUCUGUGGAGCUUGGAGUAGUAGAUACAGAGGGGCCUGUCCUGUAUCCUGCUCAAUCCAAAUGGGCAGCUUCAAGCCCCCUGGCCAUAGUGAUGGUGUGGUUGUGCGGGGCCGAGGCAGUUGUUGACAGCAAGGUUGAUAACGUGCCGGAGCUGGCUCCAGCACAGCCACAGCCUUUGCCUUCUUGGCCUUUCCAUUUCUCAGUGCUUGUCAGGGCUGGGAGCUUGAAGUGCACCUGUCCUGAGGAAGUACCCUAUUUUAUCCUCAAGUGUACACAAGGCUUCUGGCCUGUGUUGCCAGAGUCUGGCUGCCUUUCCUGGUGUUCUAUUCCUCAGAGCAGAAGGGUUGCUUCUCCAGAGCAGGUACAGAUCUAAGGGAGUUGGAUGAAGCAGCCGGUGGUACCCAGUGGUAGCCAGGCUUUUGAUUAUUCCUCCCAUCUCCAUCCCUCACAUCUCGAUUUUGCAUAUAGCCUCAAGUACAGUGCAAACAAGGAUGUGAUUUCUAAACAAAAAGGAAUAAAAAAAACUAAAACGAUGAUCUUCUACUCAGGGUAAAACAAAAAAUUCCCCUUCCACCAAAAAGCCUGAAGCUUGCAGUCAGUUACCUCAUUUGGAAUGUUUCAUUAAGUUGUGUUAUAGGAUUUUUUUAUUAGUGUAUAGAAUUAUAUCCAUCUGCCUGCCUUUGGUUCCUGGUUACUGCCUCUUCAGAUAUAAGUACAAUCCAUAGGAGAAUGAGAGUUGCUGUCCUUUGGCUGUUUAGUGUGGCCAUUGGUGCUCGGGAAGCUCAGUGGCUAGCUGGGCCCAGGGUCUGAAGGUCUCUGGCUCCUGCAAGGAACAAGGUCCAGUGCCCAAACAAGACAAGAGAGCUGCGUAGGUGACCCUGCCACUGCCUGGGCCUUUCCUCAGAGCCAGCCAGGAUGGUGUCCUUUUAGAAGACUCGUGUCUAAAGGCAAGAUAUUUAGGGUCAGUGACCAAGAGAGUCAUGGCAGCAGUAAUGGGGAGAAGUGGGUGCAGCGGACUUCCCAUUCUAGGAGUUGACUGGGAGUAUGGAUUUCUUAAUUGACAUUCUACGUGCCCUCUCCCCAAAUGGCUGGUAGAUUUGGGCAACCGUAGGCCUCAGCAGAAAUCCAUAAGAUAGGAAGAGUCCUUUGUUAGCACAGUGUUAGACCUCCUUGGGGAAGCAGCUGCUUGAGUGCAGGUGGUCUUCAGCUGUCUCUAGGACUUGCACCCACAGGAAGUUUCGCACUCAGGCCCUUGCUGUUUUCUUUCUAACCUCUGAGGAGAGCAGUGAAUGAUACCCUAAGGUGAUAGCCUGGGAUUCUGGUUCGCUGGGAGCUGACAUAGGAAACAGGAGCCCAAGGGGGAUGUGUGAAAGGUUUGAAUGGUUUAAAGAUGGCUUCUUGGUUAGCUAGGGCUGUGCUCUUAAUGGUCCCUUCCUGAGUCUUUGGCUUUUCACUCUCCACAGUUGCGGGGUGUAGAAGAAGCAUUUAAGCAGUAUUGAGGCAGACGUGUUUCCAGUUGAAGGAAUUAAGAUUUGUCUUUGUGUGACCGUAGAACACAAGAUUCAGAUAUAACUAGCCUUUGGAAAUUGAGGAAUGUCUUUAAAGUCAGGAGUUGUGGAGGGCUGGGUGUAUUCCACAGGGUAGACAGGCUUUCCUCCCAUGCUGGUCCAGCUCUCCCCUCAUCCUCCUGCAAGCCCAGCCUCUAAUGCCAAGGACCUCAGAGAGGAGGGAGCCCCCGGCUAAACCAGAGCCAGAAAGACCUUCAUGGAGAGUGGCUUCUCAGGGGAAUGAACUUAGGGUAAGGCUAAGAAGAGAGACUUCUGACAGGUGGAUUUAAGCCUUUUCUCUUCCCGUGGCAGCCUUCACCAUUGUCAGCCUGUAGUCCAUACUUGGGCCACCACUGGCAUCUCUAGGUUAGCCCCUUCCAAGAGGCUGCUUCACGACAAGACUGGAGAGAGGAGCUGGUGGUCCUGGAGGUGGCCAGGCAAUCUUGGUCCCACCAAACUGCCUUAAAAGUGUGGCCCUUCCCAGACAGGGGGGCAAGGCUGAAGGAAGGUGGCUCAGUCUCCUUGACAGGGUCUGGCCGAGCUCAUGGGGCAGCACAAGUCUGGUGACUGCAGUAGUGUCGUUCACCAACUUCUGCUCCAGUUUAGGAGAUCAUGGUACGGUGCCCAGGAGAGGCCUUUGAGAUGUGGGGACCUCUCUAGGUAGAAGGCAAAGGGGCUUCCCUUCCCUUCCAGAGAGUCAGUACAUGGGAAAAGGUGGUUUUCCUAGCCAGGGCAGUGGACUGAUGGGUAAUGGAGGUAGAUGAGGUUUUCCUGAGGCUUUGUAUGAUGCUGAAUGUGUCCAGAGGGACAAAUUUGCAGAACCUCAUAUUGGUAUAUUAAAGAAAUAAUAAAAUAAAAAGCACUUUAGGUUACUUUAUCUUUAACCCAAUUGCUGCAUUUCUGUUGUGUGUGUGUAUAUAUAUACGUAUAUAUACUUUGCACAGUUUUAUUUUUCGCUCAGAAUAAAGUUGAGGUGUGAAGAAAAGCACUUACUUCCCGGUGCAAUCUAUGCGUAGCUUGACAGUCUUACCCCAUGUGGCCCUGGCCCAGCCUGUGUUUGUGCUCCCUCAGCCCUGUGCUGAAGCUGUCCACAGGGAAACACUAUCUGCAUCUCAGCAGCUGCUCAUCUAUGCAAGCCUUCCCUGUGUGUCCCGGGUGCCCCUCAGGCCCUCCGAGGAACUGCUGCAGCUGUUUUCUUCUGACUGUUGAGCCCCCCUUCUGUCACUUCUCUGUCCCCUGCUCUUUCCCCUCCUCACCAUGACAAAGUGAUUCCCGGAAGGGACAGGCUGUUCCCAGGUAAAAACCUGGCACCUUCUAGACUUUCAUAUUUGUAAUCACAUCCAUUGACGGUAACGACUUCCCCAGUGUCGCUGAAACUAUUGAUUUGUAGCAAUGCACCGCUAUUGCUCAUUUAUAGCUUUUUUUUUUUUUCUUUUAACACCCCAAAUCAGAAAUAUGUUGGAAGAAAGGAGUGGGCAAUACAAACCAUUUCUGUACUGCUCUCCUCACAUCCUGUGUUGGUUCAAAGCAGACUGCCGGGCUUCAUCAAAUCCAGUAAUAAAGAUGCUAUAACCUCCCUCAUGGGGUCCCACCUAAUCUUAAAUUCCCAGCUGCAGACUAGAGGCAUUUUAAAUACACUUCUUCAGCCAGAGCAAGAUUUCCACAGAUGCAGUUUGCAAGUAGUUCCGCUGCGACAUAGAUGGGAAACUGUCCAUCCCUUAUUUGGGGUGGAAGAGGUUCAGCCACAAAGCCAGAUGAUCCAUGUUUCUGAUUGGUCAAUCUGUUUGGCCUGUUUCUGGCAUAUUCUUGGGGGCAAAGAUAAAAAGGUCUCAUCUCUUAUGCCCCUGCUUGUGGGGAGGACGAUCUUUAGCCUGGGCAUUUCUCACUGUUAUUCCUGGUGGCAAGAGGGCAUCUCAGUCUGCACUAAAAAUGCAGGUUACUGGAUCUGUCAAGGUAUAUUGUGGUUCAAGCUUGUUCUAGAAGUGGGAUUUAAAAACCAUGCACUGCUCCCUUGGUGGUGGCCUACUGGGCCAAACAUAAGUGAUAAUGUCAGGUCACUUUCUCAACUCAAUGCAGUUUCUACUUUUUUUUUUUUUUUACAGGACAUUUUUUCGUAAAACUUUUUUCCACCAAAACCUAGGAUGUUUUUGCAGUAUCUUUAUUGCCCUCGUGGUGCCCUGUCAGAGGCUCGUCUGCCCUGGCCUCUGUGUUCUCAGGCCUCCCAAGUGCUGUUGGUCCAACAGUCUGCAUCUUCUGUUGUGCUCUGGAGAAAAUGUCACUGAGGUCGGAGUUCCAGGCAACUGUUCCCUUUUCUUGUGAACUCACCCCUAGUUCCAGUUUGGGAGGGUAGCUGGACACAGGCUUUUCUGGCUAUCUGGCUCAGACCUAGCCAGAAAAGGCCAUCCAUUCUCUUUUCUAACACACACUAAUCAUUGGCCAGUGGUCUUGGUGACAAGUUUUUAAGUCCCAAAUACUUUAUUUGGAUUAUGUAAAAGUAUCAAAUUUAUUUUAAAUGUAAAACAUGGGAACAACGGACUUCCACUGAGCGAUAUGGAAACGUUACAGGUUCAGUACUUCCAAAGGAAGAAACUUCCAAACCCAAAAAAGAAUAAAUACGAAUUUGUAUUUUUGAAGAAUGUGAAAUAAUGGUGUUUGCUUAAUUGCUCAUUUUGUAUAAACUUAAUAUUGUACUUUAAAAUAUCUGCUAUGAAGUAAAAAUUUAACUUUUUGGAAUUGAAAAAGCAAUAUUAAAUACUAAUGAAAUCUUAAUUAAAUGCUUAUUUAAAUCUGGUAGUACCU